CCGACGGUGGUGGGAAGGCGAGACUUGAAGACGGUGUGUCGCUCCCGUCGAGUUGAAUGGGUUGGGGCGGCUUUUAAGAAUCCGCAUCGUUUUCCUCUGGGGCUUUUUGCGUCUGCGGAGAACCCGCUCGCUGCAAUGAUUAGGACUCUUUGCUAAUUGGGUAAGAUUAAGGGUAGCCCCCCCGUCCCCUCCCCUUUUUGGCCGGUGCUAAACUCUGCCCCCUUGCAAGUUGCCAGAAGCGAAAGAAAAGGCUGCAAGCCAAGCGAAUCGCAGCAUGCACUUGUCCGCGCCUCUGGGCUGAUGAAGAGGUCUUGAGCUCGCUCCUCCCUGGCGGCUGCCGGAGAUAUUUUUGGGAGAAAGACUUUUUUUUAAAAGGGGGAGCCUGAUUUUUUUUUUCCUUCCCCUUUUGCACAAAAACUCGCUUGGGGGGAACGAGGAGCAUGCAUCGCUUUUCCGGGCUCGCCAGGGAAGCCUCGGCUCUCCCGGGCUGCAGGACGGAAAGGAAAGAGCCGGCCGUGCGGUUCCUGGCGUCGCUGGUAACCGGUACCCAGCAGCAGCAGCGGAACCCCGGGCCCCACCGUCGCCCGCUGGGCAGAGAGGGGCCGGUGCGCUGGAACAGCGCCGCCAAGGCCUCGGCCGUGAAGCUCCAGGAGAAGCCGGCCCGGGAGAAGAUCCUGACGCUGGAGUCCAUGAACCCGCAGGUGAAGGCGGUGGAGUACGCCGUGCGGGGCCCCAUCGUGAUGAAGGCGGGCGAGAUCGAGAAGGAGCUGCGGAAGGGAAUCAAAAAGCCCUUCACUGAAGUCAUCAAAGCCAACAUUGGAGAUGCGCAUGCCAUGGGACAGCAGCCAAUCACCUUCCUUCGUCAGGUGGUUGCACUUUGCACAUACCCAAACCUGUUGGACAGCCCGAGCUUCCCCGAGGACUCAAAGAACAGAGCAAGACGGAUCUUGCAAGGAUGUGGAGGGAACAGUUUAGGUUCUUACAGCGCCAGCCAAGGCGUCAACUGUAUCAGAGAGGAUGUUGCGGCUUACAUCGAACGACGCGACGGAGGGGUGCCUGCCGAUCCAGAUAACAUAUACCUGACGACGGGAGCCAGUGACGGCAUUGUGACUAUUCUAAAGAUCCUCGUCUCGGGCGGAGGGAAAUCCCGAACCGGAGUCAUGAUCCCGAUCCCCCAGUAUCCCUUGUAUUCAGCAGUCAUUUCAGAGCUGGAUGCCGUUCAGGUGAACUAUUACCUGGAUGAAGAGAACUGCUGGGCCCUUGACGUGAAUGAGCUCCGCCGCUCUCUGGAAGAGGCCAAAGCUUAUUGCAAUCCGAAAGUCCUGUGCAUCAUCAAUCCAGGAAAUCCCACAGGUCAGGUUCAAAGCAGAAAGUGCAUUGAAGACAUGAUACACUUUGCUUGGGAAGAGAAGCUCUUUCUUCUGGCCGACGAGGUCUAUCAAGAUAACGUUUACUCGGAGAGCUGUCGGUUUAGAUCUUUUAAAAAGGUACUUUAUGAGAUGGGCCCGGAUUACUACAACAACGUGGAACUGGCUUCCUUUCAUUCCACCUCCAAGGGGUACAUGGGCGAGUGUGGCUACAGAGGAGGGUACAUGGAGGUGAUUAAUUUGCACCCGGAGAUCAAAGGGCAACUCGUCAAGCUCCUGUCGGUCCGGCUGUGCCCACCCGUCUCGGGGCAAGCCGCCAUGGACGUUGUCGUCAAUCCUCCGGUACCUGGGGAGGAGUCUUACGCCCAGUUCAUCAAGGAAAAGGAGUCCGUCUUGAACAACCUGGCGAGGAAAGCCAAACUCGCAGAAGACAUGUUUAAUCAAGUACCGGGCAUCCACUGCAAUCCACUUCAGGGAGCCAUGUAUGCUUUCCCACGGAUCUUUAUCCCUGCCAAAGCUAUUGAGACUGCAAAGGUUCACAAAAUGGCUCCCGACAUGUUCUACUGUAUGAAACUUCUGGAGGAAACUGGGAUCUGUGUGGUUCCCGGCAGUGGCUUUGGCCAAAGAGAAGGAACGUACCACUUCAGGAUGACAAUUCUCCCUCCCGCCGAGAAACUGAAGAUCCUGCUGGAGAAAGUGAAAGCGUUUCAUAUAAAGUUCCUUGAAGAGUACUCUUAAGCAAAACAAAGACUUUCUUUUUUUUCUCCUAGAGUGAACGGGGAAAAUAAAACAAAGCUGUGAUGGGGGGGAGGGAAUAUAUGCUUUUUUAAUCUCCUGAAAUCCAGUCCGUAAUACAAUCGCUAGAGCCCAGCUGUGAAAUCUGAGUACAUUGUGGCAUAUAUUACUAAGUGUUAAUGUUAUGGAAGGGGGAGAGGGAGUAAAGAGUGGUAAAUUUGGAAAGAAAGAAAAAAAGGUAAGAUUUUGUGCCUUGAUCAGAAAUUAUAUACUCCGCUUCUGUGGCUGGGCUGGGUAAACAAGGUUAAGAGGUGGGGUGGGGGGAUGUUAUUUGAGAAACACUGAAACUCAAAUAUGAAACGUUAGCAAAAUUUGAUCGGACUGGCAACUCGGUGUUGAUAAACACCUUUCCGUACUUUAAAGGAAAAAACCUACCUUCUAUAGAGAAACACCAUGCCUUUCUGUCUUACGUGAAAGCUAACUCAGCUGAAAUAGUGUCUGCGUGAGCUCUUAAGUAACUGACUUUCUUGAGAGAGUCUUGGGCAGAAAUUCAUGGUGGAUCAGGCCCAUUGACAUCCUGUAAAGCCUCAAGAGAAACAUGCAUCACAUUUCUUUUUUUGGGGAGGGGGAUUCAAGAAGUUGCCAAAAUUAUUCUCUGUCUGUUGAAUUCUGCCUUUCUAAUGUGGGCUUGGUUGGCUCAGCAUGAGAAUAAUAAAUAUCCAGGGACUUUGCAUGGAAACGAAUAAUGCCAAAUCAUCUGGUUAGGAGCAAGGAGGGGGGUGGGAAUUAAGGGCCGUGAAGUAAGAGGAGAACGGAAAUAAUCAGAUUCAUGCUUUCCUCUUGCGUCUGGCUCUGUGCAGCUUUAGAAACUAGUCCCAGAGUAGACGAGUCAUGCCAGGGAAGAGAGCGCUGUUAACUGGCAUCCAUCUGAGUCCAAGAGAUUGCCGACAUUGGAUUCCUAUGGGCUGUAUACCAAACACUGGUGCUAGGAGAAAGAUAUCAGACAGCCCCACAAAUACCACCCGAGGUUGACGGGUCAUAGCCAGGCAGAAGGGGGCCAUUUUUCCGGGUAGCGGUACAAUACUGUCUGGCUAAACAGCCUCCCUUAGCAGAGCUGUAGUCUUCAUUCUACCCACACCAUGUUGGAUGCUUAGCAACAGACGUUAACCUAUUACCUCUUGAUGCUUUUCCCUUUCGGAGAGGCCGUGGGAUUUCUGGCGGGACGGUGCAAACCAGCCUGUCACAUGGAGCUAAAGAAUUCUGGCUUCCCUCUCGCCAGCGAGCAUCAUUGCAAACCCAAUGACGUUUGCCCGGGAUGCAGAAUCGCAUCGGAUUCCGUAAUGUGUUCUAGUUAGUGGUGGCAAACGGGCCUUCAACACUGCUAACCAGAGUAGGUUUUACCGCUCGGUAGUCAGUGCACCCUAUUGUUGUUGUAGCCAGGAGUCCUCCAUGAUCGAGCCAGUUGGGGUUAACUUUAUGAUAAAGGUGAAAGUACGUGACAUCUGGUACAUCUUCUUGGCUUAGUAUUUGUACCUGUUCUUGGUACCAGCCCAUGUUCUCAGACAAGUGAAUGGUUCUCCUGGAUGAAUUAGACCAGUCCUUUGGUUGAAAAUGACAGGCCACUGUCCUUACUUGGCUGCAGACCAGGCACAGAGUUCCAAGAAACCAACCAAGCCACCCAACCUGACGAGGGACAACAGCAGACACAACCGUCCAGUGUCAAAUAUUGGGAGCCGCAGGAUCAGACUUUGUAGUUUCGCCUGUAGGGCUUGUCAACUUGUCAGCUCUCAACCUGCUUAUCCCGUUCACACCUCACGGGGACAAGAGCGGCAGAAAAGCCUGCCCUUUGAUGGAAACACCUGGAUUCGCAACAUUCUGCACUUCCACGGUUUUGUAAGCGUUAAGUAACUCUGGAGCAGCGGAAGGCUGAAAGAAACCGUGUCCAACCUGGGGGGGUUUCUGUAAGAAUUCUCAAAUUGCACUUUUUUCCUCAAAUCCAGCUUUGCUUGGGAGAAGCUGCCGUGUUGAACGUGGAGGCGCAACCAAAUCCC
This is a messenger RNA of Gekko japonicus, 4153 nucleotides long. RefSeq names its product glutamic pyruvate transaminase (alanine aminotransferase) 2 (gene GPT2). Gene Ontology annotation, molecular function: L-alanine:2-oxoglutarate transaminase activity; pyridoxal phosphate binding. Lineage: Eukaryota; Metazoa; Chordata; Lepidosauria; Squamata; Gekkonidae. The record is from RefSeq and is a predicted model, not a curated record. The coding region runs from base 441 to 2105 and encodes 554 amino acids. Gene Ontology annotation, biological process: biosynthetic process. The transcript is spliced from 11 exons.